AUAAUUAUUUUAAAUUUUUUCCACAGAAAAUUUUAUUUUCCGUGUAAUUUUAAAGAAAAUAAUUUUAGAGUGUAUUCGAUUUCCUUAAACUAUUAAACAAGGAUAGAAUGAUUUGGGAAAAAAUUAAAAUAUGUUAAUUGUAGCGAUUCAAUACAAAAUAAACAAUGACUUCUAAAAGGUGACUAAUACAUAAAUUUUUCAAUGAUUUUUUAAAAAUGUAAAUACGCUUUAAAAUACACCAAAAACAAUUUUGAGAUAUACAGAACAGUCCUAAAUAUCAGACAAAAAUAUAAAAAAAAAGAUUUUCCACGAAACAAAAAUUACAAAAAUGAUCAAACUAUACCCCGUCUAAAGGCGGGAUUGGGUAUUAGAGGGUUAAAGCUGGUUCCGUUAAUAGUUAAAUGUUCGACAAAUGUUAAAUGCUCAGGGAGGUCAAAUAAUAACAUUGCGUAACCCAAAUGCUUCUUUUCGAUUUUUGUAGUUGAUUUCACUAAUACUUGAUCGAUUACAUAUUCUUGAUUGAUAAUGGAAUUGAUUUGGUUGAGGUUCAUCCGUUUUGCCAUGCUGAAUGUAAGGUUUCGAAAAUUUCUACAUGUUUUCGACUGAGACUUAGAGACCUUGAACUUAGUUUCAAACUGCAAACAGCUCAUUUUUGCAAUUGGACCACUUUGUUUCAUUAUUUCUAUAUAAUGUGAGAUGUGGUGAACUUUGUUUAUAGGAUUUUUGUUUGGAAAUGAGAGCAGAAAGUUUCGAAUAGAGUUAUUGAAAUCACUCAGCAUUUCAUUUGUAAGGCAAGUAGAAAAUGAAUAGAAAGUAAUUAAUGGUAAAUCUGUGAGCAAAUUGGUAAAAUUCAAAAAAAUGGAAGAAUGUCAGAAGCAGGGUUGGUAACCAUCUGUUUGGUCACCGACCAACGACGAAAAAUUAAAAAAAAUCGUCAGCAAAUAAAACUCCGUCACUUGCAUCAUCAUUGACGACCGGCAAAGAAACCACGACGAGGAUGAACCGACAAUAAAACAGGGAGCUAUAGUUUUCGUCAUUCUCUUUUGUCUCCUUUUGCAGACGAAAGGCGAACCAAUAAAGCUUUUAUUGACGAUUUAGCCUCGGUAAUCCGGAGCUGUUGAAUUAGCUCUGAUGGUAUGCUUGUUGUGCUGCCAAUCCGAAGGUUUUUGGGUCGAUUCCGAAUGAAGGCGUGUUUCAUUAUUGCAUUUUUUUUUCUGAUCAGCCAUUCCCGUGAGGCUGAUUAUUCGUUCGCCUGCCCUGUUCAGUGCAAGCCACUCAACGAAAAUGCCAAUAAAGAGAAACGGCAAAACUUUUUCGUCGCGACCAGCACACUGACUGACGGUGUUUGAAGGAAAAUAUUCAAGAGCUGCUGUCUCAGUGACGCAAACUUUUUAUUACCCGUUGUCGUCAGUGAUUAUGCUUCAGCUACGAUGACUAUUAACAACCCUGGUCAGAAGUAAUAAAUGGAAGAAUUCUUAACAGUAACCAGCUUUGUGAUGUCGACUGAUUUAUCAAAUUGCCUUUAACUUUCAAAGUUUUUGAACAAAAAUUGUCCGAUGGUUUAUCAUUCGAUUCUGCAAUUCCGUAAACAAAAUUAGUAAUUCUUCUGUUAAUCUCUGUAUCUGUUACGACCUUGGCAACAUUGAUCAAAUGAUUUAGUAUGCUUUUUAUAACCACUCCUACCAGACCUUCUAAUAUGUCAUGCAUCGGAUCAAAAGACAGAUUUUCAGUGAAGUGAAAAUACUCCAAACAAUCUAAGGCCGACCUACGUAGAAUACCACACUUGGACGAUGUUGUAGUAUUGUUUUCAAUCGCAUCGAUGGCCGAGUUCACAGUCGCUCGAGUUUUCGAAGAGUAGUGUGCUCCGAAACGACCGCUGUGUAGACAUCCCCUUGUAAUAUCGCAAGCUAGAUUGUGGAGGCAUGAGUUCAAAAAGCUCGUGCACGGCAGCUGUGUCUCCUAGAACAUGAACCACUGUAGCACGCAGAAUGAAGUCACUAGUUUCAUUGACUGGUUUCAACGGAAUACCCACUUCCGAUUGGAGCUUUAGUAAAUCUGUUAUCAAUGGCUGUAGUAUUGUAACGAAUCCGUACUUUUUCACCAGGUGAGAUCGAACCAUGAGUAACGUGUAUACGCGGUCUAAGCCACAAUUGAUCUUGUCGUCAAAAUUUUGAAUUUUAAACGAUAUAACGGUGAGUUUUUGUUUGCCUCGGCGAGAUCCGAGAGGAUUACAAUCAAAUAUACUAUAUUAACAAUAUAGAUACUAUAUUAACAAUAUAGGUCACUUCGCGUUUUCACAUACAACGACAUGGGGACACAGUUGGUGGAUGAUAACAGCACCAUCUGUUGUCAGAAAAUGUCAAUAAUUGUAUUUUGAUCAAUUUCAGUUUACCGUGCAAUGCGACAUUUCUCGAAAAUGAUGUUAGGGGUGUCCAAGUUUUUUUGUUCCCAAAUAAUCGAUUAAUAAAUAAUCGAUUUGCAAUAUACGCAAACAAAAUAACAUUUCAGUAGAUGUCAUCUACGAAUACAUCUAUAGAAGAUUUUGAAUGCUUCCUCAUUGUGACGUCACCGAAAUCGUUUAACAUCAAGAUUUUACUUUUUCACCCUCAAAACUAACUAUUUUCCUUCGACAAUGGCUUUUAAUAUCAUCAUUCUUGAUGCCCAUAGCAAAAGCUCCUCAAUUUAAUCGUAUAAUUUGUUCUAGACGCAUCUGGAAGAGAAUUAACUUUUCUGUACAGAAAUAGCUCGUUUGUAUUUCUAUGGAGCAGAACUCGAUAAAAAGUGAGACAAGUUCACUUUACCUAUGCUGCGCCUUGACGGAGUCGUACUUUUGUUAGGGUUUCUAUACCCUAUUGUUGUUGUUGUUCUUACUGCUGUACUAUUCUCAGUCAUACUACAAAAAUAAGAAUAAAAAAUCGACCAGAGAAGUAUACAAGAAAACCCUGACAACAUUGAGUUUUUAAAUUAUGUUUUAAAGAAGUGCAUAUAAAAACGUGGGUACGAUGUUAGCCAGUGUGGUAGCCGCGUCCGGCAAGCACGAGAGUGUAUAUAAGACUAACUGUUCUUUUGUUACGCUGCGUGGAGUGAGUCGGCUGUCGCGCCUGCACGCAAGUGCCUGUAUGCGAGCGAGUGUACUGUUCAAAGGUGAACGGGUAAGACACUCGUCACCACAUCCCCUUUUCUAUAAUCUAAGUUCGUGCAUUGGCUUCAACUUUUCUUAAGUUCGACUAACGCUUGUAUUAAUCUAGUGUCUAAACAUCAUAUCCGAUAGUCACCACUUCAAUGCCAUGAUUUGAUGUUGCAUUCCACGAAUUAACAAUACAUAUUUACUGCUACUCCAUGAACAUCUAAUGAUGUUCCUGAUUGCUGCUUUAUACCAUCCUUUAUACAUGAUGUUGUUAUGAGAACUACACUUACUCCUGUAUCUCAGCUGACAUCUCCUAUCACUCCUUCCUUGAAAUACCGUAUCUGUUUAUUAGGGAUUCAGUUGAUGUGCCUUUUUUUUUGUACUACUUGUCAGACAAAACGUGAUUUUCUUAUGAUUAAACACUAAUCACCAUUUGACCAAAGGUUACAACAAACAACUAUAACCGUAAAGAGAUCUCAGUGCAAACAUUCUGAAGGUAUUCUUGUAUACCUAUUUCAACACGAUUUCCUAACUUGUCGUUCAUCUUGGUUUUCCUAAUGAAUCAGCCUUUUCAAAGUAAAGACAUCUGCAUUCAUAGAACAGAUAGUUUUGCUGGUGUGACUGUACCUGACUGUUGAUUGGAGUGGACGUUACACUACUAACAAAAGUAGCUGCAUAACGCCUUUGGAAGAAAGUCCACUUUUAAACUCUCAUACAGCAAAAAUAUUAGUUGGGUAGUAUCUGAUCAUCACAUUUUUUCUACACUUGUUGCUCCCUUUACUUCCCAUUGGCUUACUGUACAUUAUUACACUAUUUAUCCUAAAGUCACGAACUCACUAGUUCCUUGUGGACUUGACACUCAAUGACCUAUACUUCGUUAUCGCUCUUUAUAGAUUUUGAUUUUCCUUUGUCCUAGUCAAAUGCGAGGUCAAAUGCUUUCUGUUGCACUGAUUGUUAAAUACACUUACAUAAACAAAAUAUCAACAUGUUCCAUGCUUCCUGUAUGUUUUUUUUUUUCUUUCGUGUGAGCACAAUUCCAGACGACGGACUAGAUGGAAUGCUCAGUUGGAAAACUAACCAGAUGGUUACACAUACAGUCAAAUCAUUAACCAUUUUAACAACACGGGUCCACGAGUCCACAAAGCCACGUAUCCUUUAAAACUGCAUAAGCAUGUCAUGUGAGCGGCCUGUCAUGACGCAAAUGACAUAUUGGGUUCUGGAUAUUUCUUCCGCUUGAGAUAUGUUUUAUGUAAACAGAACAUCCAGUGCAACCUGCGUGGUGCUUUCUAAAGUAUGCAACUUGAGAUUUUAGAACCAUUCAUAUUUUAGCUUAAUUUCGUAGCUGCAUCGACAUAUGUAAUCUGUGGCCAAUACAAUACAAUUACUCUCAGCAGUUCCAGUUUAAUUACGGACUUCACCUCAGGCGAAUUUGAUCACCACGCUUACCUACAAUGGAUCAAUCAGCGCUUCCUGACAGUACAGUCUCAGUGAAUUCAAUCACAUGAUUUUCUCUAUGAUUCCAGUGAAUUUAAUCACAACUCCUCAUUAAAAUCCACUGACAUACACUUGGUGGUCAGAUUCUCUCUUCUUCUGCUAAGUAAGCACCUUCAUAAAUAAUAACUAUGAGCUUACUCUGCCAAUAUCCUUUUUCCAUUAUUAUAUCGCCGUGUAUAUGUAAAUUUUUAAUAUGAAAAGUAUCUGGACUGACCAUGAAUCGAACCUGUCAUUCUGAGCUUGGUCUAGCUGAAUACCCGCGCAUUCAUCGUUUUGGCUGUAUGAGCGAAUAUAACUACUUUGAAUCAUUGCAGAACUCUGCUUUAACACACUUUUGUACAAUCGUUCCGAUCAACUUUUUCUUUUUUUUUCUGUAUCAAUGCGAUUUUAAUCCCAUGCUAGUUCUUCACGGAAAACAACAAUAUGUAUGUUGAAAUUCUGUUCUUUUCAAUUGAAUUACUCUUUGUAUUCAAAUUUUCAAUAUGUACGCAAUUAACUAGAUGGACAUUCAUUCCAUGCCUAAACGGGCAUCUCCUAGUGGCAAACUUCACUAAACGUACUGUACUAGAUGUAACUGUUGCAGUUCAUUUUGGAAUCACUGAAUUUUUAUUGUUUUUACGCAUAAACCGUUGAAUUCUAUAUGACGGAUUUUACAGUUGGCGUCAUAAAGGUCUGCUGACCCAGAGCUGCCAUUCACUCUGUGUUCCAUUCAGUCGAUCCAUUGCAAUUCACCGAUUCUCAAAUAAAUUUAUGUAGUUGUAAAACAGAAGCCCUAACUCAAAUAACGAAGUUUUGUAUUUUUGAUAUCACGUUUUAACAUAUGGUAGUUCUAACAUACAUAUAUAUAGAUAACGAUAUAGAUGAUGAUAUAGAUAAUGUGUUCAUACUGGAUCAAUAAUAAAAUAUCGACUGUGUUACAUUUCUGGAUCAAUCAUAUUUAUAGUUGCCUCUAUGGAUCCAUUAACUGAAACAACAAAGUAGGUAAUGGUUCGAAACAUUGUAUACAAAAUACAAAUGUAUGCCUGAUAAAAAUGAUUCUAACGUAGCAAGGGAACAAAAACAAGUCUUGUAUGCGUUUGUUUUAUUGUAAGAGGUUGACCAUCCUAAUAACAUUUUCUAGCACAAACGCAUUACAAUAAACCCAAUAUAAGAUAUUAUAGGUAAGUCAAUUUUGUCUGUUCCUUCACGCAAGUUAGUUCAACCAGAAUCCUUAUUGCUUAUUUUUUUCUACUUCUUCUCUAUGAUCUUUGGUUACCUAAUGGGACGGAGCAUGCUUAUAAACCAUUUUUUUUUCUAUGAGCUCUUCUGGAUUUUAGCAACUGAGAUCUUAUGUACCGAUAGAUCUGGUUUUCUCUUAGAGUCGUGUAGCAGAUGUAAUGAAACACUGUAUAACUUAAGGGAGCGAACAUAAAUUAAAAUUUAAAAAUUUUCUUUACCGGACCGGGAAUCUAUCCAUGUCACUCUCACCAUAACUCUGCAGAAAAGUUGUUCAUUGGUUUCAUCGCAUCCGCUAUAUAUACUUCUUUUAUGCACUCUUGAUGAAUGCAAGCUCCUCUUAUUUCUUUUAUGCAAUAUACUUCUUUUUCUGUAUAUAAGUGAAUUCAAUCACAACUUUCUAUGUUUUCAGACGGUCACUAAGUGAAUUCAAUCACAGUUUAUCAUAUGAACUUUCUAGUGAAUUGAAUCACAUGCCUUUUCGUGGUUUUCAAGUGAAUUUAAUCACAAUAUCCUGUUUUUUUUUCUCACAGUGAAUUCAAUCACAGACUCUGUAUUCUCAGUGACUUAUUCAUUUCUUUCUCAUUAGCUCAUUAGUGAAUUUAAUCACGUACCAUCCUAUGAUUUCCAAGUGAAUUUAAUCACAAUACCAUCGCAAUAGUGUUCAAUGAACUUAAUCACAACCCUUCAUACACUUCCAGUGAAUUUAAUCACAAACCAAUCACAGCCUGUGCGACAUCAGUUUUAUUGAAACGCUUAGCUUAAAAAAAUGCGUGGAUUUGGUCUGACUCUGAAAUGCACGACAACUUCAUCAGAAAUUCUGCAAUUGUUUGACGUGUGAUGGUUGAUGCAACUAUCUACCCCAUGAGAUAUCACAAGAUUGCUUUAAGCAACUGUGAACAAAUUGCAUGAGAACUGAUCGAUACUUCUUCGAGAAGAAUGACUUGUUGAGACUUUUGCUGAAUUUAAUUAAAACCCAAAAGUACCUGUAUCGUUUCAAGUUCAUGAGACUGGGUACGAUUGCCACAAAGUCUUGACAUUUUCUUUUUUAUUUUUUUUUACGAAAUACUAAAUGACAAUUGUCAACCUAAAGGUCCCAUUAGACGUGAUAAAUAUUUGGCCAAACAAGUCCAACAAAUGACCAACACAGCCUGAAUCAUAGCAACCUUGGAUAAAUGUCGGACUUCAAUGGCAAAUAUUUGUCAUGAUGUCAAACAGUCUAAUGGCCCCUUAGUGAUCGAUGACUUGACUGCACUUUCUGAAACAAGAUGAAAGCGUUAAACCCAAAUGCAAACAUCCGAAUAAGUUUCCUUUUUUUGACUAUCAUCAGCUCAUGCAUAUUCACAAAAAAAUCGCUUACAUCAUAUGUGCCACGUAUAAGAAAGCUUCUCAAAUCGCUGUUUGCCACAACCACAUGACUAACACCAAGAGCCUCCACAGAAAAAACGAGAAAGUUUCGUUGCCACUGACUUGUACGAUGAGCACACGAUUCAAUAGGUGAUAGAAGCUUGUAGAAGCUGAUAGACAUGUUGUAAUAACACAGCAACAAUCCUAAUGAAUGCAUUCAUUCAAUCAAAGAUUUUAUAAUAUCAAGAGUGAAUUUAAUCACAAUUUUUCACAGUAUUUUUUUUUCAUUAUUAGUGAAUUCAAUCACAAUGACACCUUAGUUUUUUUUCUGGCAAUUAUUUGUGUUCACUCAACUAGACCUCGUGCAGUUCCGUUUUUUUUUACUUUAAAAACAAGGUCACUGUGUUGCUAGAUGCAUCAUAUCACAUUCUAUUUGGCAUAAAAUACAACAAAUCCUAGAUAAAGAUUAAUCAAUCAACCAACGUCUCAACGGCACUCAAUAUGUUUAUCCUUUAAAACAUUUGAAUCCUCCUUCCAUUUCCAUACGCAAUAAUAAUAAAGUACAUACCCGUCAGUACAAAUCCUUCAUCACGCCAACGCAUCUGAUGCAGCCGAGGCCACAAUCAUAUACAAUGUUCUCGUUCACCGCGUCCCCCAAUAAUAUAAUGAUACACACCUUCAAACUACAGCAGCAUAGACAAACAGCAGCACGAUCUACGUUCCCUUGCUCACCUGCUAUCGAUCAAAAGCACAUUCAUUGAAAACCACACUUCUUGCAUGUUGCGCGCAGGGAACAAUGGUACAAGGUCACCAUUUAUUUUCCUGCACAAAGAACCCACGCUUCAACCGGCGUCACAUCGUUGCUUUCUUCUUUCUUUUGUUCACUGCUAAUUUCACAUUCUUGCUGACGACCGAAUCGAAGCACAAAUUACAUUAUUUGGUUUUAUUUCAAUUAGUCAAUCACAUUCACGAUCAAAUUGUCAAUUUACUUUCUUUCACGCUAUAUUCCCAUUUUCUACCAUGAAAAUGUAUUACUUUUUCCCCGCAUGAACGAAAAUCACAUGUUUUUUUUUUUCUUUUUCACUGCACCGCACGGCAACUUAAACUCUUCAAAGAAUUCACGAUAUGAAAACACAGAAUACAAACGAAAUUUAAUUCAAUUGAAAAUAUUUCACUUCACAACGCAAAACUAGCUUUUUUUAUCCUCGUCGCCACUUGUGGUAGCCGCGUCCGGCAAGCACGAGAGUGUAUAUAAGACUAACUGUUCUUCUGUUACGCUGCGUGGAGUGAGUCGGCUGUCGCGCCUGCACGCAAGUGCCUGUAUGCGAGCGAGUGUACUGUUCAAAGGUGAACGGGUAAGACACUCGUCACCACAGCCAGGACAUCUACCUAUAAUUUAAUAAUCCUUUUUCGGUUGGAGUUAAAAAAAAGUGAACAUAUUUUGUUCUUUGACAAAGUGUUUUUUCGUCGUUCACGAGCGUAUCUUUGAAUAGAAACGUUUUAUAUAAUUUGGAAGUAACUCGUAGACUUCGUAGCCUUGGAGAAUUUCGGGUUUUUAUAUCAAAACAUUUCAUGAGAUCAAACACACAAAAUCUAUGUUGAAGUCAAACUUGAUUUAAUUAGACUUUAUACACGAUUACAAAAACGGCAACUACGUCAAAAAGCCCUUACUUAAAAUCUGCCAAAAUUCUUGUUCAACAGUAAUCUGAAGACACCCCGUGUAGGUGCUAUGCACUAUACUAAUAUUUUGAAGAAGGGAAAAAUAAUUGGAACAUGGAUAAUUAUCCAUUAUAAUUAAUUAGCCUGUGCACCAUUUUGCGCUGUUUACCUCACUCCUGCGGGAAAUUUGAAAACGGAGGACACAAUGAACGUCAAAAUUUUGAAAACAUAGGGGAUGAUAAUAUUGAUAGUCACGUGUUAGGACGUCUGCUCCUGUCAAAAUUUUAUUCAAAAAUUCGAUUUCAUGUUCCAUUUCUUAUAACAUCCGAUAUUCUUCUAGCAGGGGCGAUUUGCACUCCAGUCGGAAAAAUUUUCUUGGAGUUGUCCGGAAUAAUACGAUCAGUAUUCGAAUAAACUCACAGUUCACUUCGGAAGAACAACGAAAUUAAUCAAAAUUAAAUUUCCAGUUGAAUUACAGUGACGAUUCGUUCGUUGAGAGCUCGUUAGAUGGGCUGUCUCGAUGGUUGAAUGUUCACUGGUUGGGGCAAAACCCAACUAAAAAGCACUGUCAAUGUCAAAAUAGAUGUCAAAACAAGUUUGACGUCUGACCGCCGUCUCAUCACAGCUCCUGUAUACAGAACGUUUACGCAAGUAUGUGAGUGUUCCGUGACGUAUUUUUCGUCACUUGCGUGUGUCUAGAGCAUUUUGAUCAGUUGUCAGUUGCCCCAACGAACGAACACUAUUCGCUAAUCGGGGCGCAGUCGUGACCCAACGAGCGAAUCCGGACUGUAUUGUAUUUUUCACGAAUAAUCAGACUUUGGCGACGAAAUUUAACUCGCCCUAAUAUGGUACUAACGUAACAUUUAUGUCACCUUUUCGCUUUUUUUACCCGAUUCAGGCAGAAGCAGCUGAUUUUGUCAUGAUAACAUAAUCAGCUGGUAGCUGAGAAUAAUGAGGAUGAACGUUAACAUCGUUGAACCAGCUGGUUUUGUUGUGUAAACAUGACCAUCACGCCAGAAAAUGUUGAAGAAGAAAGAAUAAAAUAUGUUCUAAUUUGAGUAGUUGAAAAAAAAAUCGAUGAUUGAUUAAUCGAUUAUUUAAAAAGAAGUGGACAUCCCCACCAUGCAAUCACUGCUCGACGAAUAAACGUCAUUCGGAUAGCGCAUGCGUUUAGUGUGUAGUAGUACCUCUUCUGACGCUUGGUGGCGACACAUUCACUAAAAAGGAGUCGCCAAAAAUUCGUAAGAGUGACCUAUAUUGUUAAUAUAGUAUAUUUGGCUACAGUCAGCCCGACCGUGAAGGUUUGGCCAUCGUCUUCGCCGUUACGAAGUUCCAUAAGAUGAUCUUCGGCCGGCAUUUCCGGCUGCAAACCGACCAUCAGCCUCUGCUCCGGAUCUUCGGGUCCAAGAAAGGUAUACCAGUCUACACUGCCAACCGCCUUCAACGCUUCGCCCUCCAUCUGCUGCUGUACGACUUCGAUAUCGAAUACGUGCCCACCCACAAGUUCGGCAACGCGGACCUGCUCUCCCGGUUGAUCAACCAGCACGUGAAGCCCGACGAGGAUUACGUUAUCGCUAGCGUCAACCUAGAAGAGGAUCUAAGGUCAGUUAUUUCUAGUUCUUGUAAAAUGUUGCCUCUCCAUUUCAGAGCCGUCGCGCAAAGCACCCAAGCAGACCCACUGCUCCGCCAAGUCUACCACUACGUCCAAAACGGUUGGCCCCAGUCAAAACUAGCCGGGCCCGAUCUCCAACGGUUCCAAUCCAGGCAGGAAUCGCUCUCCGUGGUAGAUGGGUGUCUCUUGUUUGCGAAACGGCUCGUCAUCCCGUCGCUGCAUCGUAAGCGCUGCUUGGAACAGUUCCAUCGCGGCCAUCCCGGAAUGCAGCGAAUGAAGGCCCUCGCUCGAAGCUACGCCUACUGGCCCAGCAUGGACACCGACAUCACUGACUUCGUCCGAGCAUGCCAGCAGUGUGCGUCCGUAGCUAGAUCGCCUCCUCACUCUCCACCGAUGCCGUGGCCCAAACCGACCGCUCCGUGGCAACGCGUCCACGUCGACUAUGCCGGUCCGAUCGAAGGCGAGUACUACCUCCUUGCAGUCGACUCGUUCUCCAAAUGGCCGGAAAUCGUCCAGACAAACCGUAUCACCUCAGCGGUGACAGUUUCUAUUCUCCGUGGGUUGUUCGCUCGGCUGGGUAUGCCCGCUACGUUGGUCAGCGACAACGGUACCCAAUUCACCAGCGCUGAAUUCGACGAGUUCUGCACCUCCAACGGCAUCGAACAUCUCACGACGGCCCCGUUCCAUCCGCAAUCGAACGGCCAGGCGGAACGUUUCGUGGACACUUUUAAGUGGGCCGUGAAGAAAAUUCGAGAGGGGAGAGGAUCGAUGCAAGAGGCCCUGGAUAUUUUCCUCCUGACGUACCGAAGCACGCCCAACCGGGCUCUUCUAGACCAGAAGUCGCCAUCCGAGGUCAUGUUCGGGCGCAAAAUCCGCACGUGCCUCGAACUUUUGCGUCCUCCGCCGGUACGGACACCGGUGCCCACAUCGAACUACAGCAAGCAACCGAGAUCCUUCCACCGAGACGACCCCGUUUACGCCAAACUCCACAUUCGUAACGGUUGGAAGUGGGUUCCCGGUAAAAUCAUCGAGAAGAUUGGAGACGUGAUGUACAACGUGUGGGUCGAGAACCGCCGAAUGUUGCGCUCGCACAUCAACCAGCUCCGGAGUCGUAUGGCCACUGACACGACGCUGAGGCAAUCCGCUGGUCAGGUCACCUCUCGCCAGCAUUCGCUACCACUCGACAUCCUGUUGGGUGCCUGGAACUUGCCAAGCCAUUCGUCAAGCACGCCGACGUCAGCCACACCGCCGAUCGCGCCAAGAUCUGUGUCAGUCUCCAGUCCCGAGCCUACCCUGAUAGGUUCCGAGCCGGCUUGUGCCUCGUCAACUCCACGGCACGAGCUCCCGGCACUCCCGUCAACGUCUUUGUCAUCGUCAACGUCAACAUCGACCGAUUUCGAAUCCGCUAUUGAAGUGGAACCGAUGGUAGACCUACCUAGGCGUUCUUCGCGUACCAGAAGGCCGCCAGUCAGGUUCGACCCCUACCAGCUCUAUUAAGAGGGGAGAUGUUGUGGACAACCCGAUUGCGGUGUACCGCGCCGCUGAGCUCGCCAAGACAGAGCACUACUGUCGUGCGCGAUGCAAUGGAAGCGCAUCAAUGUAUUUUAAUUUGGUUGUCGUUUGUGCUCUGUGUCUGUGUAUUGUUGUCCAUAGUAGUUUAGUUUUGUUUACGUCUCGCGAAUAAAUAUGUUGUACCCCUUUUAACGUGUCGCGAAUAAAGUUGUUUUAAUUAGUUAAAUCGUGCACGUUAUCAUUCCCUGAUGUAGGGACACCGGUUCGAACACUGUCCGGUUACCGCGGUACAAAACUUACACUCCUCCGGUAGCUGUUCGGUUUCCCAGAUCUUGACUACUAACUGGUGCAGACAGGUGGCCAACUUUUCCGGGCCCAUCUUGAUGCGAUACCAUCCUUACCAACUGGCUUGUUGGUUUUGAGCUAACGAAUGGCAUCCUUAACUUCCAUCAGCGUGGGAGUUGGUUCAUUUCCGUCCUCCACUACACUGGCGUUGUCGUAUCAUCCGUUGCCGUGGGUGCUGUUCGAAGUGCUGCUUCCACCUUUCGAUCACCUCACGUCCGCCUGUCAAGAGGCCUCCAUCCUUAUCCCUGCAUAUUUCGGCUCUCGGCUCAAAGCCGUUGCGGAAUGCAUGGUAGAACUUCCAUGUUUCUUGGGAACGGCGCAGCAGUUCCAUUUCCUCGCACUCCGCUUCUUCCAGGUGGCGCUUUUUCUCCCGAAAGAGGCGGGUCUGCUGUUUCCGUUUCUGUUUGUAACGUUCCACGUUCUGUCGGGUCCCUUGAUGCAGCAUUACCGCCUGCGCUGCGUUCUUCUCCUCCAAAACCGUUCCGAACUCUUCGUCGAACUAUUCGUUCCGUCGAUUCCGUUCCACGUACCCGAUGGUGCUCCUGGCUGCGUCGUUGAUGGCUGCUUUCACUGUACUUCAGCAGUCCUCUAGAGGGGCCUCAUCAAGCUCGACCUCAUCUGGCAACGCGGCUCCGAGAUUCUGCGCGUAUGCAAACAGUGCUUCAAUCUUUUGUUUUUCGUAGGAUGAAAAUGGGAUCCACAUGUUAAAUAAAGGAACCAAUACGCUAUUUAGUAGUUUUCCCUCA
Aedes albopictus (Asian tiger mosquito) is the source of this 13057-nucleotide messenger RNA. RefSeq lists its product as uncharacterized. Bases 10182 to 11951 code for a protein of 589 amino acids. Gene Ontology annotation, molecular function: nucleic acid binding. NCBI's taxonomy places the organism in Eukaryota, Metazoa, Arthropoda, Insecta, Diptera, Culicidae. Gene Ontology annotation, biological process: DNA integration. The record is from RefSeq and is a predicted model, not a curated record. The transcript has a single exon.